Molecule: messenger RNA, 877 nt
Organism: Dendronephthya gigantea
Lineage: Eukaryota; Metazoa; Cnidaria; Anthozoa; Malacalcyonacea; Nephtheidae
Exons: 3
Coding region: 23-877 (284 amino acids)
Source: RefSeq, a predicted model, not a curated record
UACACCAUGAAGUAGCAUCACAAUGGCAGUGAAACCUUUCUCAAAAGAAGAAUUGAAUUUCUUCAAAUUUGCAUCCAUCGUUCACGAUGAAUUUCCAAAGAUGUUGCGUUCGACAUUUGUAACAUUGUGGGAUAGGAAGAUUGCACCGUUGCCUGGUUACCAAGUUUGGGACGACACACCCGCAGUCCGCACGCUUCUUUUGGCGCUCGAAGGCGGUACAACUCCCAUACCAACCAAUGAUUCGUUCGAGGAUUGGGAUUGUACAGCCCUGUUCAAGGCAACUAUUUACUCUAAGACUUUUGCAAUCUCUACGACAACGACCAUCAAGACACUCAGUGAUAAGUUUUUAAGGGGGAAGAAACCCAGUCCUUUUCAUGUUUCGGUAAUCAGUCCAACUGGGAACCAGGAUGAAACUAUAACUUUAACUAUCGACCAAGUUCGACUGCUUAGAAACAAAUUUUGUCACUUGCCUAAGUUUGGUAUGACAAAACCUGUCUUUGAUGAUUAUGUUCAACUUGCUAAUGAUGCUUUUACUGCAGUUGGAUUCCCAACAGCUCAAAUUGAUUAUAUUGCUGGUCUUAUGGAGGAUGAUUUUCCAACUGCGAGAGUUGAUGAGUUGGAGAGAGAAAUUAGAGCUAUUGCGUCGGAGCGCAUCAACUUUCUUGAGGAACAGCUGAAGAAAACAAUGGAUGAUAGGUGGGAAAUCCAGAUGUUCUUUAAUGAAUAUUUUUCACAAAAUCUUGAAGAAAUUAAAAAGUGCGUCAUUGAUAACCAGACUACUGGAACAGGUAUAAAAAUCCAAUCUUCAACUGGGCAGGAAAAUCAUGGAUUUGUAGCGCUUUCAAUAUCUUGCAUGGUGGUCCACGUCCAAAUGUAA